Molecule: messenger RNA, 4008 nt
Organism: Aspergillus affinis
Lineage: Eukaryota; Fungi; Ascomycota; Eurotiomycetes; Eurotiales; Aspergillaceae
Product: GAS2 domain protein
Exons: 1
Coding region: 1-4008 (1335 amino acids)
Molecular function (GO): microtubule binding
Source: RefSeq, a predicted model, not a curated record
AUGUCCGAGAUGGCCACCAGUCGCGUCAGCCCCGUUCGGCCGCCCGUUCGCCUGACCCCCACGGACCCCCCAGCGCUUCCCAAUCCACGCACGCCCUCUCCAAACCGACGCGCCCUCCCGAAUUACCAAACGACCGAUCCCCUACUUCGAAAUUUGUCCCCCGAAUCCACCCUGAAGGCCCUCUCCUCGACCGACGCCGUCCUCACGAACGAACAAGCUGCCCACGACAUUCUCUCCAAAAGCAUCUCGCAGGUGUCUCAAGCGGAACGAGCUCUCGGUAUUCGCGCUGCUAUCGCGGCGCAGAAUCUGAGUCUCUGGUACAAAGAGAUCCAGACGUGGGAUUGGCCGAAACGCACCGACGUCCAUCUGGGAAAGGGGUUCGUUCCCCCCUCACCCCCCGCGUCGACUGCUCCACCCGUGCCGGAGCAUUAUGGCAGUCUACCCGCCGCUGUCGUGGUACAGCAUGAGAAACGCAUCGAGGAGAUUCGGGAUGGAAUGGACGGGUUGGACGUCGAUGAACUCAAAGAGCAUGUGUUAAAUGCCCACAUUCCAUCGCGGUCUCGGCCCUCGUCAUCCAAUAGUACGAUGUCCGUGCCCCCGCCCCUCAGCUACAACCAACUAAGCGAUUUCACUGCGGUGAUCACCGCCACAAUUCUCCGUGCCCUCCCUCUGCUCUCCCGCCUCAACAGUCUCCUGUCCACCUGGGAUGUUCGAUUAUUAGUCCUCCGCCAGGUCUCCGGCUUGCUGCGCAGCUUGUCCCUUGCUCGCUCGGAGUUAGAUGCCGCCCUGGCAUUGCUCAAAUCACCCGAGAUCCCGACCGAAACUGAUGCCCUGUAUUCCAGGGUCAACUACCAUGCCAAGCGCGCCCAAUUGGAGGCCACCGUCCUCUCGGCCGGCCGUAGAAUGGAUCGUAUGCUCGAUGCACUGGAGGGCCGCGAGGAUUCUCUCCCUGAAGACUGGAUCGACGAUCUGGAAGCCAUCGAGUCGGGUUUCGGGUCUUGGGUUAUGGAAGCCGAGCAACGCACCGUCGCAAACGAAUGGCAGCGCAUGAUGAACGCUAAGAAAGAAGAGGCGCAAGCGACAUCGUCUAAUCAUUCUUCUCCGGAGCCUGUCGUUAGUCAACCCGAGCCUAUCUGUACAGCUGGUCAUUCCCUGGCGAUGGAGACCAUUCAGGAGGAACCCGGGAGUCCCCUUGGAUCCGUAUUUUCCAACGCCAACAAGGACGACCAGCUUCCUUCCAUGCCCCAGAUCGACGAAGUCAUUCCCGCUACUACUUCUGGCGCUCAUGAAACGGUACCGUCAGUCCAUGAAGAAUCUCCGCUCGACUCAGAACCUACCGUUAUUCAAGCAGAGGAAGAUCAAGUGCUCAGCUCUUCAUCCACACCGGAAGAGCCUACCGAUGAGGCCCUCGGCGAUGAUCUGCCAACACCCACCGUACAGAAGCAGACCGAGGAAGUUGUUGUGGAUGGGGAACAACUGGAAGAACUCCCACGUGCCCCUGAAAUGACGGAACUACCUCCUUUGAAAGAAGAGAAAGUUGUUUCGCCAGCUCUUGAGGAUGUACGCAUGGAAGAAAACCUACCUCAGAAUGUUGUCGACACGAAGGAGUCUUCUGUUCCGGAGAGUACUACUGUCGAGACAGAACAAUCGCUGGCUCACAGUGAUGAGUCAAGUUCAUCGUCGCUUCCCGGACCCCUUCAACCAUCAGAAAUCUCGACAAUGCAGGAGAAGGAUGAAAACAUCGCCCCUCUGAGUUCAACCCCAGUGGCUGAUGAUCUGCCUUCUCCAAACCAAGAGCCAGAAAUGACCCCAGCUGAUACCUCGGAGAAUAACAAGAACACCGCAAACCCUAGCGACCAUCUCGAUCGACCAUCUACCUCACCAGUCGAGCGCGAAGAAAUCUCGUCUCCCAGCGCCCCAACUCAGCGUUCUGUUUCUAGGACCCCCGAGUCGGUGGUGAUCAAGCGUGCUCCAGUGGCCUUGUCUCAAACGGCCAGCCCUCUGUCGAUGUCUCACAAGCCCACUGCGUUGCCUGAUAAUGACCAAGACCUCGUAACACGUGAAUCCGAGGACAGCUCACCCAAGCAACCUUUGGAGAGUCCGAUCAAACUCUCCAAGAGUCGACCCGGACGCUUAGAGCUUGACAAAGACAAAGCGCAACCUGGUCGACGAGCGUCUAAUGUUUCUGCUGGGUCCUUCUCUGAGACGGACUACCCGUCUCUCAUCUCUAGUCCCGAGAUUCGUGAACCACGAACUGGCUCGUCCAACGGAACACCUCGCUUCCUCGAGACCCCUCCUCAGUUUCAGCCUCAGUAUCGCGCACCUGGCCCCAUGCCUUCCAACAAUGACCACACUCUGCGGGAAGACCGUCUCUUUCGUUUGGCUAGCGCGAAGGCAUCUCCACGCUUGGCCGUUAAUCACAACCGCACCCUAAGUCUUCCCUUGCAGCGGUUCAUCAACGAGAGACUAGAAUUGGACUUUGAGAACGAGCCUACAGUCGAGGUCGAUGAUGCGGCUCAUACCCCAAGAACCGCGAGCCCACCUGUCGAUGCCACUCCCAGAAAUGAUCGGCGAGCAGCGACAGGACGGUCGCGCAGUGAUCGAUGGCCCGCGCCUGGAAAGAACGCACGCCGGUCUUCUGGCCAGCAACCUGCAAAUUCUCGGGAAGAAAGCUCUACGCCAGAACCGACUGCACCUAUGGGAAGGGUCGUAAAGACCCGAGAACAGAACAAGAAGUCUUUCGUCAAAAGCUCGAAUCAAAAGGUUCUGGGAACAGAGCCUGCCGCACACCAGACGACGACUCGGUUGCGGAAGACGUUGACUGCGCACCCCAGUCUUGAAAGCAUUGGUGCUUACAAGUCGAAGCCCCUUGUCGAAAAGGCCUCGGUGAGCUCCAAACCAGGAUCUCGAUCUUCUACUCCAAUCAGUCAAUUAAGGAAACCUAAGGACUACUUGGAUGAGAAAAUCAGCUCCAUUCUCACUAACCUCCCAACGCGAAUUCAUCUCAUGUCAGCCGAGGAGCGUGAGGCCGAUGAUGCUGAUGUAAUGUCGUCUUUGCCUAUGAAGGCGAGAGAGCGUUUUCGUUCUGUAUCCCCGCAAGGCAUGGCCUCGCGCAGUGGCAUACCCACUCCGUCUCUAACCCUAACGCCCGCGCCUUCUCGCAGAAGAUACUCGCAUGCGCAUGCUCCAGAGGAAAGCUCUGUGAAGCUAUACCAUUUGCAUCGAGGUGGGAAAUCUGCUCCGACCAAACUCUUUGUUCGCUCUGUCGGAGAACACGGAGAGCGGGUGAUGGUACGAGUUGGGGGUGGCUGGGCCGAUCUGGCUGAGUACCUGAGAGAAUAUGCUAUGCACCAUGGACGCCGACACGUCUCCGAAACGCCACUCGUUGAGGUUCAGGGCCUCUCAUCUCGUGAAUCCACGCCAAGUUACUCGCCGCCCGGAAGCCGAUUAACACCUGCUAGCAACGGCCGAACCACCCCGUCUCGACCGCGGUCUGUCAUGAGCAAUAGACCGUCCUCCUCGUUGGCGGUUCGCAAAACACGACGGGCUUCGAAUGUCUCAGAUAUGACCGACUUCAGGGCAGCCAGCGCUGGCGAGGCUCUGAACGUCUCGGUCUCUCCCAAGUCCAUGGUCUCUCGCAGAAGACUGUCGGCUUCCUCUAACGCUUCCUUUGGCGCGACGUCCUGUGUGAGUGAGAUCCGUCACGGGUCAUCUCCUUCCACCACCAUCGGUGGUAGCUCUCACUCUAUCCCGCUUGGUCUCGCAGGGCCCAAACCUCGGUCUAGACAAGUUUCUAUGACGCCGGAAAGUGAGGCAUGGGUGGAGGAUGUUCUCGGACAGGCCCGGCGAAGCUCGUCCUUGCGGCCAUUCACAUAUGGUCUACCGCCCCAAGAACAAGAACAACUCGCCCCCAAACCCUUGUCUUUACCCAAGUCCAGAAGUAUCAGUGACCUUGGAAAAGCCGGUUCUAGCAAGCGGAUCGCUCUCCGCGGUCUCGGAAACCGGUGA